Molecule: messenger RNA, 1315 nt
Organism: Penaeus vannamei (Pacific white shrimp)
Lineage: Eukaryota; Metazoa; Arthropoda; Malacostraca; Decapoda; Penaeidae
Gene: bonsai
Product: 28S ribosomal protein S15, mitochondrial
Biological process (GO): mitochondrial translation
Cellular component (GO): mitochondrial small ribosomal subunit; ribosome
Molecular function (GO): RNA binding; structural constituent of ribosome
Source: RefSeq, a predicted model, not a curated record
AUGAUAGCGUAAGCGACCGCCGACGAAGGUAAACAAAAGUGCCGUGGAAGGAACAUCAUUACACAAUAUCAUUUACGCUCGAUUAUGAUGUUAUUAUAGCCACAGACACUUCAGAAUGGCGUUUUCCUUGAGGCUGGCUGGCAGGUGCAUAUCUGGAGCGGCGAGAUAUGGAGUCCAUCCCGGUUUUAAUGGAGUAAAGACAACUUCGUUAGUCCCCUUCUGCAAACCCAAUGGAGUGAAUAUUCCUGCUAUUGACCAGCGCCGCCAUUAUGCCAUGCGUCUGGAACUCACUGAAUAUGGCAUCAUGUGGAGGAGACCAAAGUACGUUCCUUCAUGGCAGCCGGAGAAAUCGGGAGAUCUGGAGGGUGUCAAGGAACCAGAGUUGUCCACACCAAACCUGAAGGUGCAGCCUGCGAAGGAUGUGCUUGACCAAGUUGAUGAGGUAACCAGAAGACUCCUCUCCAUUGAAUUCAGCAGCCAUAAAGAGAACUUGAAAAUCCAGCGGCACGAACUCUGCAAGAAAAUCCAGCGACACCAGCAUGAUACUGGUUCUAUGGAAGUGGCAAUUGCAAUGAUGACUAUAAAAAUUCGGAACCUUCAGAAGGAAACAUUCAAAUGCAAGAAGAAUAUUGUGCAGAGGUGUUACCUGCAAGAAUUAAUCGACCGUCGCAAAAAAACGCUGAAGCACUUGCGUAGAAUGGACUACAAGCGCUUUGAGUGGCUAAUUGGAGAGCUAAACAUCAUCUUCCGGCCACCCCCAAGGUACUACCGAUGGGUUGCAAGAAAGGCAUCGCUGAAGAAGCUUGUCCGUAUGCGCAAGAGAGAGAUCAUUCACAAGAAACUCAAUGAAUACAAGGAGAGCUUGGAGAGCCAGAAGGAGCCGUUCCUCAAGGAAAAGGCAGAGACCUUGAAGUGGAUUGCAGAAACUGAGAAAAGCCUUGGACUCCCUGUUAGUGUGACUGUACCAGAGGCAGCUUCAUCUUCAGCUUAAUGGGAAUUAGGAUGAUGCCUUUUGGCUGAGAAAACCACUUUCUAUGAAAUGGGUUUAUUAAAAGAUGAGAUAACAGUUUUGAAAAUCAAUCUUGAUUUCAUCUUUGCAUCCUAUAGAUGAAAACCAUGUGCAGUAUAAAACGUCUCAUCUUUUACUAAACGUUUGUGGAUAGCAAAUUUUUCUACCUAAUUAUCAACAUGGUAGAAUGUGUUGUGUUGUCAGUCAAGAUGGUUUCUGUUGUAUAUUAUGUUAUAUUGUAAAGUAAAUGUUUUUGUAAAAAAAUAUGGAAACAUAGUUAUCAUUAGAUAAUAAAGUUCAUAUAGA